Molecule: messenger RNA, 2489 nt
Organism: Megalobrama amblycephala (Wuchang bream)
Lineage: Eukaryota; Metazoa; Chordata; Actinopteri; Cypriniformes; Xenocyprididae
Product: gastrula zinc finger protein XlCGF57.1-like
Exons: 2
Coding region: 1-1728 (575 amino acids)
Source: RefSeq, a predicted model, not a curated record
AUGGCGUUUAUUAAAGAGGAGACUGAAGAUAUGAAGAUAAUUAUUAAAGAUGAGACUGAAGAUAUGAAGAUUGAAGAUAUUGAGGAACAAACAGACCUGAUGGAACUGAAAGAGAUGAUUCAUGAACUUAAUAAAAGGGAAGAAGAGAAAGAACAUAAUGAUGAACAUGAUUUCAUGACUGGGGAAAGGUUGACGCUGGCUAAAAAGACUUCCUCACGAAAAAGAGUUCAAAAGACAGAAACUAAAAGAUAUUUCACCUGUCAACAGUGUGGAAAGAGUUUUGAUCAACAUAGAAACCUUCAAGUCCACUUGAGAGUUCACACUGGAGAGAAACCCUUUUCUUGUCGGCAAUGUGGAAAGAGUUACAUUCAAAAAGGAAACCUUAAAGUCCACAUGAGAAUUCACACUGGAGAAAAGCCUUACACCUGCCAACAGUGUGGAAAGAGUUUCAAUCAAAAAGGAAACCUUAAUGUCCACAUGAGAAUUCACACUGUAGAGACCCCAUUCGCCUGCGUACAGUGUGGACAGAGUUUCAGUGAAAAAGGGAGACUUGAAAUCCACUUGAGAAUUCACAAAGGAGAAAAGCCUUACACCUGUCAAGAGUGUGGAAAGAGUUUCACACAAAAAAGAAACCUUAAAGUCCACAUGAUAUCUCACACUGGAGAGAGCCCAUUCACCUGCCAACAGUGUGGAAAGAGUUUCAGUGACAAAAGAAAACUUGAAAUCCAUACAAGAUCUCACACUGGAGAAAAGCCUUACACCUGCCAACAAUGUGGAAAGAGUUUCAGUGAGAAAGGAAACCUUACAGCACACAUGAGAAUUCACACUGGAGAAAAGCGUCAUACCUGUCAAGAGUGUGGAAAGAGUUUCAGACAAAAAGAAAAACUUGAAAUCCACAUGAGAAUUCACACUGGAGAAAAGCCUUACAUCUGUCAAGAGUGUGGAAAAAGUUUCAGUCAUAAAGGAAACCUUGUAGUCCACAUGAGAAUUCACACUGGAGAAAGCCCAUUCGCCUGCCAACAGUGUGGAAAGAGUUUCAGUCAAAAAUAUAAACUUAAAACCCACAUGAGAAUUCACACUGGAGAAAAGCUUUACACCUGCCAGCAAUGUGGGCAGAGUUUCAGUCAAAAAGGAGGCCUUAAGCGCCACAUGAGAACUCACACUGGAGAAAAGCCUUACACCUGCACUCUGUGCGGGAAUGGCUUUACACGGGAGCAAAUCCUUAGGGAACACAUGAAUAUUCACACUGGAGAGAAGCCUUUUACAUGUGAUCAGUGUGGAAAGAGUUUCGCACAUAAAUUGUCACUUUAUUUUCACAUGAGAAUUCACACUGGAGAGAAGCCGUACAAAUGUGAUCAGUGUGGAAAGAGUUUCAGUCAAAUAGGAAACCUUAAAGACCACAUGAGAACUCACACUGGAGAAAAGCCUUACACCUGCACUCUGUGCGGGAAUGGCUUUACACGGGAACAAAUCCUUAGGGAACACAUGAAUAUUCACACUGGAGAGAAGCCUUUUACAUGUGAUCAGUGUGGAAAGAGUUUCACACGAAAAUCGUCACUUCAUUGUCACAUGAAAAUUCACACUGGAGAGAAGCCAUUCAUGUGUGAUCAGUGUGGAAAGAGUUUCAGAUUCAUGGGUAACCUUAGGGACCACAUGAGGAUUCACUCGAAAGAGAGCUGUUUUAGAAGUCGUCACUCUGGAAAGAGCAGAGGUGUAAAGAGUACCUGAAAACCAUGCUUGAAUUAAAGUACAGAUAUCUUAUCUGCCUCGUCUCCCAAAUCAAACACCUGUGAUUCACAACUAACUGCUAAUGCGCUUGCAUUUAUGUAAAGUAGCCUUGUUGGCAAGUUUGGGUGAGUAAAGGCAAACAUACAAGACAUAGUACCUACAAUGCCUUCUUUAUAGCAGAAACUGCUGCAGAAAUAUUAGGUGCCAUGCAAAAUGUAAUGCAAGUAUUGGAGUAAAACAUACAUUUACUUGUUUACUUGUGUCAAGUAAAGAGUAAAAAUUGCUAAUAUCUUAAUACAAAGUAUCCAAAAAGAUACUUAAGUACAGUAACUAACUGCAUUUACUCAAAUACUUUACACCACUGGGAAAUAGUUCCACAGACAGUCUCCAUAAAUGGCAGAUUUAAAGAAAAUUACUGUCGUUUGGCAAAUAAAUAAAUAAAUUACGGACGGUUACAAACACAUUACCAAUCAUGUAGGCUUUAAACAUAAAGCUUAUGUUUAAAUGUUUUUCCACUUGCGUGAGCAACGUAAUAUAUAAAUUAAAAGUAUUAGUUCAUACAGGGUUCCCACGGGUCGUGGAAUUUUAAAAUUUCUAUUCCACACAUUGAAAGUCAGGAAAUUUUAUAUUUUUUUUUGUCCGAGUCAUGGAAUAUCAGGGAUUUUUGCAUUUUUGAGUUUUUCCAUUUGUCAAAAUGUAUUCUAUACCAUAUUAAACUGAACUUGGACAAGAUGUCAAUACUGUGUUACUAAUUGUGGGUA